Messenger RNA from Oenanthe melanoleuca, 1324 nucleotides. It is a transcript of the gene RASL11A, whose product is annotated as RAS like family 11 member A. NCBI's taxonomy places the organism in Eukaryota, Metazoa, Chordata, Aves, Passeriformes, Muscicapidae. The record is from RefSeq and is a predicted model, not a curated record. The coding region runs from base 105 to 896 and encodes 263 amino acids. Gene Ontology annotation, molecular function: GTP binding; GTPase activity. The transcript has 3 exons.
UGCUGCCGCCUGGACCUUUAAAAAGCCGCGGGGCCGAGCGCUCCGGGCGCUGCCGGACGAGCCGAGCGGAGCCGGUGGAGCCCCGGCUGCCGGGCCCUUCUCCCAUGCGCCUGCCGAGCAUGUCCCAGUCCUUGCUGCUGGCGCCCAUCGCCGAGUGCCCCCCGGGGCCGCCCGGAGCCCAGCUCCGCCUGGCCGUGCUGGGUGCCCGCGGCGUCGGCAAGAGCGGUGAGUGCGGGGCUGCCCUCCCCUUCCCCCGUCCGUCCGUCCGUCCGUCGGUCCCGCCUAACGCGGCGCUCUGUGUUUCAGCCAUGAUCGUGCGGUUCCUGACCAAGCGCUUCAUCGGGGACUACGAGCCCAACACAGGCAGCCUCUACUCCCGGCUCGUCCACCUGGACGGGGACCACGUCGCCCUGCAGAUCCAGGACACGCCGGGAUGCAUCCAGGCGCAGGAGGACUGCGUGCAGGUGCCGGACUCCCUGUCCAGGUGUGUGAAGUGGGCAGAGGGCUUCCUGCUGGUCUACUCCAUCACGGACUACAGCAGCUACCGGUCAGUGCAGCCUCUCCACCAGCACAUCCGCAAGCUGCACCCCGAUGCCAGGACUCCCAUCAUCAUCGUGGGGAACAAAGCAGACCUCCUCCACGCCAGGCAAGUGCAGGCAAAAGAGGGACUACAGCUGGCAGAUGAACUGGGCAGCCUGUUCUUGGAAAUCUCCACCAGUGAGGACUCCCAAGGUGUCUGUGAUGUCUUCCAGUAUCUUUGCAAGGAGGUCAGCAAACUGCAGCAUGCCGGCAGCACGGACAGGAGGCGGUCAUCCAUCAUCCCUCGGCCCAAAUCUCCCAACAUGCAGGAUCUAAAGAGACGUUUCAAACAGGCUUUAUCUCCCAAAGUCAAGUAAACCUCCCAAUGAGGUCCUGUGGGACUCAAUAGAAUUUAUUUUUGUAAGCUAGUAAAUAAAAAUCUUUAUUUUUGUACUAAUGCCAGCCGUGUAGAAGUAUGUCAAAGCUUGCAAUUUCCUUGCUGUUCUCUCAUUUGACUGGUUGGGCUAUUUUUGAAAAACAAAACAAACAAAAAAGCUGCAUAGCAACUAAAUAGAAGUAGUUGGAAACUUUUGCCAGGAGGCUUUGAUUCCAUUUCAUUUUUGUGGGGACUGGGAUUUUCUGUAUUAAGCUACUCAUGAUUUUCUUUAGAGAAGCCCAUUUCUUGUCUGUAAAAUGGGAGUGUUAAUGAUGUAAAUCAUUACCUGCCUUUAUACAAUGCUUGGAAAGCUCUUGGUGGAAAACUUUGUAGGAGAUAAAAAAAAAGCUCUAUUAAACAUGAAAAGAU